GUUGAGUCCGCAAAUGCCCGGCUCAAUUCCAAGAGUCUCAGUUGGAUUCAGACAUGAAGUUGAGGUCGACUUAAAUGGAACGAUCAAACUUGUAGAUCUAGUGGAUUAUGAAAAGACCGUGUGUCAAGAAACUUGGAAAAUUUUAAUAAAUCUUGUUGAUAAAAUAAAAACCAAGAAGAUUAAAGCUUCAUUUUUCAACGCGACACCUCAAGGUGGCGGGGUUGCUCUUAUGCGUCACGCGCUCAUUCGCCUUUGUCGUUUCUUUAAAUUGGAUAUUCACUGGUUCGUGGCCAAGCCAAGCCCUGAAAUUUUUGAUAUUACGAAGAGGAAAUUUCAUAACAUUUUACAGGGUGUAGAACCUCCAAAUACGCGUCUGACACAAAAUGAUAAAGAUGCAUUUAUAGCUUGGUCAAAUAAUAAUGUUGAACUCUUCUGGGGUUAUGAAGAUGGGCCAAUUAAAACAAGUGACGUCAUUAUUAUUGACGAUCCGCAAGUUUGUGCUAACCUUAUUAGGGAUAAUCCAACUGGUCCCCAAGCGGAAGUUUGGAAUUUUCUUUGGGAAUUUAUUUCCCAAGCUGAUCUUUUUAUAUCUCAUCCUAUUGAAAAUUUUGUGCCAGACAACGUUCCUCCCGAAAAAGUUGUCCUUCUUCCAGCGUCUACAGACCCAUUAGAUGGGUUGAACAAAAACCUGAGCCAAUCAGAUCUGGAAUAUUAUAAAUUGGUUUAUAAUAGAUUGUCUAUUGACCAAUGUGAUGUUGAAAUUAAUUUUAAUAGACCUUAUAUUAUUCAAAUUGCAAGAUUUGAUCCUAGUAAAGGCAUUCCACUUGUAAUCGAAUCAUUCAAGAUUUUCCGUGACAAACUUAAAAGAGAGGGCUGGUCCCCUGAUAAGAUGCCUUCACUUAUAAUUUGUGGGGCCAGUAGUAUUGAUGACCCAGAUGGCACUCCAAUGUUUGAGCAAACUUACUUGUCAUUGCAUCGACCUGAAUAUGCUGACAUUGUGGAUGACGUGUCUAUUGUUCGUCUUCCAGCAUGUGAUCAGAUAUUUAACACCAUGCUAAGGUGUGCUCGUGUCGCAUUGCAGCUUAGUACGAAAGAAGGUUUCGAGAUUAAAGUUACGGAGGCCUUGGCUAAAGGCGUUCCAGUGAUAGCAGCUAGAGCAGGUGGUAUUCCGCUUCAAAUAAAACACGAAGAAACAGGAUUUCUUGUUGAUGUUGGCGAUACAGCUCAAGUAGCUGAUUAUCUAUUUGCUCUAUUCACAAAUGAUGAACUAUAUCAAAAGAUGUCAUUUUUAGCAAAAUCAAUUAUGAAUGAACAAUAUUUUACAGUUUUCCAAACUUUAAAUUGGUUAUAUUUAAUUGACCAUUUUGCAUCAAUAAGAAUGAAUAUUUCGAAAGAAACAAGUGAUGGUUAUGAUGAUACUGUGAUAGGCAACUAUAAAUGGGUUAAAGAACUUUGGGCAGAACAAUAUGGAUUUACGGAUUGUAAAUCACUUGGUUGUAAUUGA
Molecule: messenger RNA, 1504 nt
Organism: Scutellospora calospora
Lineage: Eukaryota; Fungi; Glomeromycota; Glomeromycetes; Diversisporales; Gigasporaceae
Source: the annotation of a GenBank genome assembly